AUUGGUUUCUUUUAGGCGCGAGAGAGAAUAAACAAUUUGGGCAGGGCCCCAUCACACGCUCUGUCCAAUCUGUCAUCCCCCGCCGGCGCUCCUCUGUUUCAACCCUUCCUUCUUUAUACUUCAUCUCCUCUCUUCUUUGGAUUCCAUCCCAUUUUCACACUGAUUAUGGCCGAUUCCAAAUCCGACCGAUCGCUAUUCUCUCUUUCUCCCGAAAUGUUGCAGAUUGAUGGAUCGCCCCUUGAUACCAAGGAGACUCAUGGAAGGCGAAUUGACAUUGAUGAGAACACCCCGUUGGAUGAAGUCAAGGCGCCAAACGUGUUUGAGAGAGUGAAAGAGGAGAUUGAGGCGCUUGUCCAAACGAUCCAAGCAAAGGAUGACACUGUGGCAGCAGAGUCCAAAGAGGAUAAAACAGAAUCUCAAUCAGAUGGUACAGUGAUAGCAGCAAAGGUACUUGGAAGAGCAAAGGAUGAGAUUGAGAAGAUGUUGCACAUUAAUAAAACGAAGGAAACUCAUGGCCAGCGUGAUGACAUAGGAGAGGAUACCCCUUUAAAUGAAGUCAAAGCUCCAAAUUUAUUAGAGCGUGCAGUGGAAGAAUACGAGGCUUUUAUGCAAACCAUUAAUUCUAAUAAAGAAUCUGUCUCCGAUAAAAGGGAUGAAAUUGUGGCAUCAAUGCAGAAAGAAGCAAUGCUUCUCUCAGAAAUUAGUUCAAAUGAGAAAAUUCCAAUCAAUGGAGUGAUGGGGCCAAAUAUUCUUGAGAGAGCAAAAGAUGAAAUGGAGGCACUUGUUCAUACCAUCCAUCCUAAGAAGGAAACUGAUUCACUAGCCAAAGAAGGAUUUCUUAUGAAACUCGGAAAAUGUUUGGAAAUAAUAUGCUCUCCGUCGAAAAAGAAGGAUGAUUAAAGCCAAAGUUCUGCAGAAGUCGGUAUAUUGCCUCAUUUCCACAAGAAGAAUUUGACAAUCAAGUAUAGUUUCUAAGCCUUUUCAUCUGUAUUGUGUAAUCCUUUUCAUCUGUAUUUUCUCAUUUCCAUAUGCUUCUUUGAAAUUCAUCCACUUUUUCUUUCUGCGUUAUUGUAAUACAGGAACUUUGUACUUUUCCAUUUUGGGAAUUUGUAAUUUGACAAUCAAGUAUAUUUCACUACUGUAAUUGUGUAUCCAUUAAGCUGAAA
Cucumis sativus (cucumber) is the source of this 1166-nucleotide messenger RNA. RefSeq lists its product as uncharacterized. Lineage: Eukaryota; Viridiplantae; Streptophyta; Magnoliopsida; Cucurbitales; Cucurbitaceae. Bases 166 to 900 code for a protein of 244 amino acids. The transcript has 6 exons. The record is from RefSeq and is a predicted model, not a curated record.